Molecule: messenger RNA, 760 nt
Organism: Triticum dicoccoides
Lineage: Eukaryota; Viridiplantae; Streptophyta; Magnoliopsida; Poales; Poaceae
Product: glycine-rich cell wall structural protein-like
Exons: 1
Coding region: 111-536 (141 amino acids)
Source: RefSeq, a predicted model, not a curated record
GCCCGCGCCCAAAGUCAUAAAUACCCACCUCCUCCGAACCAAUCUUUGUCCACUACUCCCAAGUUCCAAGAAUCCUCCUCGCUUUCCCCGACGCACACAAAGCUAGGACCAUGGCGCCAGCCGGAGGACGCACUACCCAUCUCCUCCUGCUCGCCCUCCUCCUGUCCUUCGUCCUCGCCUCCUCCGCGGACGGGAGCUACCCGGAGCACCCCAGCCCGGGCGCCGGGGGAUUCUUCAGUGGCAUACCGUGGUUCCGCGGCGGACAGCCGAGUGGCGCCCGAGGUGCCGGAGGCAUGGGCGCCGGGUUCGGUGGCGGGUGGGGCGCCGGCGGCGUCGGGCCAGGGGGCGGGUUCGCGCGGCGCGGGGUGGUGCAGCCGUCGGUGGUCUGCGCCGAGCAGGGUCCCUGCUACCAGCAGCGGCUCACAUGCCCGUCCAAGUGCUUCAGCUCGUACAGCUACCAUGGGAAAAAUGGCGGGGGAGGUGGUGGCGGCGGUGGGUGCAGCUUCGACUGCACCAGCUGCGAGGCCCACUGCUGAUCCAACCAACCAACCUACCUACGGCGGGGGAGAUGGGUGACUGGAGAUGGAUCGCUGCACUCACACACACAUCCAGGACGAGACUGCCAUGAACUGAUAAAUUAAGGCCACUAGUUGUACGUGUGUGUAUCUAUGAAUAAAAAUGGAUGUAAUAAACUGAGCGACGGUUUUGAGGAUUUGAGCGUGCAUAUGGUGUUGACCAUGUUAUAACUGUUUGUGAUGAA